Molecule: messenger RNA, 1980 nt
Organism: Cyanidioschyzon merolae strain 10D
Lineage: Eukaryota; Rhodophyta; Bangiophyceae; Cyanidiales; Cyanidiaceae
Product: similar to protein with DnaJ domain
Exons: 1
Coding region: 1-1980 (659 amino acids)
Source: RefSeq, a predicted model, not a curated record
AUGCUGGUCCCUUUGACUAAGUCGGUAUGUUUCGUCAGCAGCUGCAAUAAAGCUGGUUCCCUGCUGGUCAGUGAAUCCCGCAAAGGCACUUGUGUGAGAAAGCGGCAGCACGCAGCAAACUCGGGUUUUACGCAGCGAAGGAACUGCCUUCAGCUCUGUCUCAGUUGGCAGGAUGAGUUGCUUCGGAGUUGUCUGAACGCACUUUCUUGGCUGCGAGGGCAAAAGGAUGCCGAGCGGAACGCUGCAACUUGGGCACGCCCGGCGUUCGCUGAAGGCUGGUUCGCCACCAACGUGUUCCAGGUGCGCCAGAGCCAGACGGAUCCUGAAGUUGCCUCUUUCCUCUGGUCGAGCAAGGGGCUUGCUGAUGAAUAUGCGAGUGUUGUCGGCACUGCGCCCGUUUCCAAGGACGGGCGAUACUUUAUCGUCAGACUAGACGUUAGUGGUGAGUGCUUCCGAAGCCACGUCCUUCCAGGCCAGUUUAUUCAGAUAGAGAGCCCUGUGGAUACCGGCCGGCGGUUUCUAGCGACGAUAGCAUCACCUCCACGAAACGCUGCUGGUCAGUUUGAGAUUCUGCUCGACAGAGAUAAGCUCGCUGGGCGCUGGUUCCGAACCCGUAUGGAGGCACCACGAACGGGCGACAAAGUUCGGAUCUCGAAAGCACUUGGGCGCGGCAUUGCGCUGCCUCACGGCCCGAUACCUGCGGAGCUUUUCCUUUUCGCUGACCAUUUUCAUGGCUUUGCAGCAGCAAACUCGCUUUUCGAAUGGGAUGACUGGCGUCGUUGCAGCGGUGAAGGGACAGUCCGCAAGUGUCAAGUUCGAGCCGUGUUCUUCGUAGAUCGUUUGGAGAAUGUGCCAUUCAGUUUCCGUUUUCCAUUAUGGAUCGCAUACGGCAUUCAGAUGUGCUUGCAGCAGCGGGACGCGGACUUAGAGGAUUUAGUUCAAAAGCGGAUACUAGAUGUCGGUAAGCCGGAGAGCACAGCAGCUCUGAUUUGUGUCGGAAAUAGUGCAUUUGAGCGACAAAUUCAUACGCUUCUUCGUGGGCGAGGGCUCAGAGAGUCUGCCAUUGCCGAAAUCACCCAACGCACGAUGAUGGCGGAUAUGUCUCUGCUGAACCAGACGCAGAUCAGGAACGUUGGCGCAUCGAAUAUCGCUACCGCUAACGAGAGUGCUGAUCGGUACGAUGCGAGGUUCUCGAGCCGCCCCCACGCUCCAGGAGAGUAUGCGGCGACCCCGCAUGCGUGGCAAGUCCGGGUAUGGGGCGCAGCUACACAACCCCAGAGUCAGUCGCAAACAUUUCGUAUAUGGUCUCGCCCCGAAGAUCUCAACCCCGCUUCUGGUGGUGACGAUGAUCACAACGCGGUAGCGUCGACGUCAUCAAACUCUGCGAGGCACUUUGACGGAGUCGAGCAUAACGGAGCGGCUGUUGAAGAUGAAGUAACUGAUGGUUAUUACGAAGAAGAAGAGAAUGAUGAUGAUGAUGAUGAAUGGGAGCGAUGGUUCGCUGCGAAUACCGAGUCCUGGUCUGUCCGUUUCGACGACGAUAUCUGGAAUAGCUAUUGGAAAAGUUGGGAGCAGGAGCAAGCUCGUUGGACUGCUGCCGGCGGUGACUGGACAGAGUAUGCUCAGGACAGCUGGCGUGGCAACGCUAAUAGUUAUCAAUCUAAUACGAAUCGAAGGGAUGAUUGGGGCCGCGGUGCAUAUGGCGGGAACGAUGGAAACACCAGGGGUCAUCAAGGCGGGAGCGAUCGCGGGUUUGCAGCGACCUUUGGCAGCAUGGAUCUGUAUGCUGUUCUGGGGGUCUCCAGAACAGCCUCACAUGCGGAAAUCAAGAAGGCUUAUCGCAAACUAGCCAGAGAAUGGCAUCCGGAUAUGCACAGGAACGAGAACGAGGAGGCCAAGCGACGAAUGCAGCGCAUUGUAUUCGCCUACUCAGUCUUGCGUGAUGAGUCGAGCCGUCGUCGCUAUGAUCUCGGCAUAUAG